GAGCGAGGGGCUCCGCGGCGGGAGGGAGCCGUUCGCUGAAGUGGGCAGGAGGGAGCUGCGAGGAGGGAGGAAACGCGAGGCCCCCUCAGCGAGGUGGGCCCUUCCCCGUGUCCAGGGCCGCUCAGCGAGGUGGGCCCUUCCCCGUGUCCAGGGCCGCUCAGCGAGGUGGGUGCUUCGCCGUGUCCGGGGUCCCUCGGCCGGAGGAUGACGACGCAGUGUGCCCAGGAGAGCAUCUAUAACCUCCUGCCGCGCCUGGAGGAGAAGCCUGUCAAACCUCCCAGGUAUGUAUCCACAUUUAGACCAUCCGUGAAACGUGAAGCAGAGAAAAAUAAAGCUCAGUGGAAAACUAUGGGACCAGCAAAAGUUCCAGUGCCAUCUCCAAAAAAUUUUCUGCAGAAACAUUCAAAGGAACCCAACCUACCAGCAAGUAAGUCGUUCAAACAGGAUAGUAAGAAAUUGCCUGCAUUAUCAGUGCCACGGAGGACAGAUCACCCAGUUAUGGGAAUUCAGAGUAAAAAGAAUUUUAUAAAUACAAAUGCAGUUGCUGCUAUCACGGGAUUGCCUAAAAAGCCUCAACCUAUUUAUGUUGAUAGAAGACAGGGAGAUAAAUAUCUGCUUGAAACUUCAGGACUUGUUCCAAAAUAUACUAAAAAAAAGGAUUAUGGUGUUACACCAAAAUAUGUAACACGGAGAAAUGAAGAAAUGAAGAGAGCUCAGAAACAAUAUGAAGCCAGUAUCUUGGAGCAUCUCAAGAAAAGAGCCAUGAAACGGGUAUCUGAAGAAGAAAGGAGAAGUCUUCUGCAGGGGCUGAAAAAGAACUGGGAGGAAGCGUAUCGUGAAUUUCAGGGUCUUUCAGUAGAAAUAGACACCAUACCCAAGAAGAUAUAUAAAGAAAAGCUGGAAUCACAGAUGAAACAACUGGAGCAUGACAUAGAAGUAAUUGAGAAGCACAAAGUUAUCUACAUUGCAAAUGAGUAAGGACUGUUUUUCAGAUAUUGCCUCUUUCCUCCUUUUCUUUUUCUCUAUCCCUACAUCUCCAAGAAGCACCCCCCUAAAUUCUCAGAAGAAAUUGACACCGCCAACUAUUCAGAAGGAAAUGUUCAACUAAUAUAAGUAUGUAGCUUCUCAGAAAAGUAGUUACAUAUAGCUCUUAUCUGUAUAAUUCACAAAACAUUUUGAAAUAAAAUUCUUAAUUAAACUGUGAGUAUA
Molecule: messenger RNA, 1209 nt
Organism: Gymnogyps californianus (California condor)
Lineage: Eukaryota; Metazoa; Chordata; Aves; Accipitriformes; Cathartidae
Gene: ENKUR
Product: enkurin, TRPC channel interacting protein
Exons: 6
Coding region: 205-978 (257 amino acids)
Cellular component (GO): acrosomal vesicle
Molecular function (GO): calmodulin binding
Source: RefSeq, a predicted model, not a curated record